Pedinophyceae sp. YPF-701 is the source of this 1116-nucleotide messenger RNA. Lineage: Eukaryota; Viridiplantae; Chlorophyta; Pedinophyceae. The record is from the annotation of a GenBank genome assembly.
AUGAGGGUGCUUGAAAGCGGCUUUCGCCUAUUCAGGGUCUUUUUCGGAAGACUGAGGAAGCGUGGUCAGCCAUCUUGUGCCCCGAGUAUAACAGGAUGCGUCGCGGCAGCGCUAGGGGUGGGCGUCGUGCUUCUUCUUCUCAUGUUGCUGCGCGGGGACGAGGCGGACCGGUCCGUGUUCAGGGCCAAGUCGAUCGAGAUCCGCGCGAGCGGGCCGUUCACGGUGAACGAGACGGCGGUGUGUCUCGCGGGCACGCUGCGCACCUUCGUCUUCCGGGGGGUGUACAUGGAUUUGGCGCAAACGGUGAUUGAGCCGCUGCAGGCAGACGUGUUCGUCGACGUCGAACUCGACCUGCUGGAGUUCGGCCGGGACACCAACCUGCAGAUCGCGGACCUGGACAUGGCGCUGCAAGCUCUCCCGACAGAGCCCAAGGCUAUUAAUAUAUACAAGGAGCAGCGCUGGUUCAAUAUGGGGUGCAUCGGGGACGGGCACGAGCCGGCGGGGGAGAGCGGCGCCGAGCACAACUGCCUCUGGGUGGAUAGGAUGGAGUUCAAGCAGAUGUGGGGACACGACCGGGGGCCGCAGUACUGGCGGCUGCGGUCGUGCUUCGACCUCAUUCGGGAGUACGAGGCGCGCGCGUGGAGCCGCUACCGCUACGUGGUGCGGCUGCGCACUGACGUCCGCGUCACCGCGUUCCCCGCGGCGCGGGACUCCCCCGGGGAUUUCCGCAAGCAGCUCGAAGAGGCCAUGCGCGAUCAGCACCGGAAGGAGGCCUGCCUGGUGCCUGGCGUCGACGCUGCGCACGGAACCUUGCGAGACGAGUUCGCAGUGUGCACAAGGGGUGCGGCGGAGCACUACAUGCGCCUGGCGGACGAGCUGAUGGACACUCUGGAGUGGACGCAGCUGGGCUGUCCGACUGACCCGUGGGACGCGUACGCCGUGGAGUGCGUGCUGGGUACCAAACUGCAGCGCGCGAAGGUCGCGGUCGCGGCGCUGACGGACUGGGACAGGCAUUGGACGCGCAUCUGCAGCGAGGGGUACGAGCUGGUGCAGUGCAAGGCCGACAACGACUUCAUCGUCGACACUGCGCGCGAGUACGGCAUCACACUGCCAUGA